ACAACCAACUUUUGGAUUCCGACAUUUUUGUAGAGGCAACAUUUGAAGACAGCGAUAUUAAACCACAAACAAAGGUCCUUAAACGUAUUGAUACUUCACCAUAAGCCCAAAGGUGGCUAUUGUCAGAAAUGGCUACCUCUUCGGGGAUUUCUAAAGCCAACGUGGAGGGCCUGCCAAAGCUACCAGUUCUGCCCCCAAUAGAAAAACUGAGGGGAGCUUUGGAGAGCUCCAUUAUUGCACAAAAUGAGAUGGCGGAAGAAAUAAAGAAGAGAGAAGAGGCUCACAAGAAGCUACUGAGACAAAGGAGAACAAUGCAAGAAAAACAUUUCCAAAUGACAUUGAUCUCCAGAGCAGUGGAGGCUCGCGAAAAGACCAAAGAGAGGGAAGCUAGGCAUGAUCCUCCUUCUCCAGAACCAGAGAUUCCACGCCGAAUGAAAUACAGAUUCAUGAAGCAUUGUGUAGAGAGUCGACCAUUCGCUCCAAUCCAGAAAGAGUGGCUAGACUCAAUGGUUGCCCGAAUUUCACCUGAACUGAGAGGGCGCCCAAAGUCAGAUACACUUCUUAAAGAGCUUUGCACGGAGGUCAUCGAGGAGUUCCACAACGUGAUUGUCCAGUACACAGUGGACUCAGUAUUAAAGGAUCCCGACAGAGUAAAAGAAGAUUCAGAAAUACAGAGAUUUGGCCAACCAACGGUUGAAAGCUUUUGCCAUUGCACCUUUACAAAAAGAGUGAAACUUAUGAAACGAAAACUCCAUAUUCUGCACCCAGUGAUGCAAGCUAUAUUGGAUAUUGGCUUUGUGUCUUUUACCGGUAUGGUUUUACUUGAGUCAUGUAGAUGCAGAGGUUUUGAACCCGUGGAUUGUAAAAGUGUACAGAGAAGUGCAACUGUAGAGUGCGAGAAGAAAGAAUCUGCAAUUAUGAAUAUCUGGUUUCCUCAAAUCAUUCAAUUAUUAACAAAUGAGGAAAUUGUAGGUGAACUGAAAGAGGAGCAGCAGAAUGCUUUUUACAACUGUGCAUCUACCCUCAUGUCCAAUCAGUUGAAGUUCCUGCUUCAGCAAAGUGUAAAAAAGUUUGUCAGCUUUUUCGACCCAAGCAAUCAACACUGCUUGCCAGUGUUCCUCAUGACUUUGACAUUUGAUGAUGGAACAAUGGGCACUUACCCAACUCUCAAAGAUUUAGAAGAUUCUGUUUUGGAGAUACUCAAUUCCAUAGCAAGCUCUCUGCAAAGAGUACAGACUGUGCAGUCUUGGUUGGCCCAAACUUCAUCUCCAUGUGUGGAUGCCAGUGUUCCCGAUGAGGACCUUAUUUGGGCUAAGGUCACUGUGACAAGUGCUGUGCGCAAACAUUUGGAGGAACCUGACAAACAUUUGAAGGCCUAUGUUGAAAGCUAUGACUGGCUUGUGAAUGGAACUGCGCAGAUGCAAGUGGACACUUUUCUGGAAGAGGAGCACACUUUUGAAGAGUUUACUGAACAAGUGGAGGAGUUUCAUGCACUCUCAAGGGAGAUUACCAACCUCCCAUCGAAAGUCUACUUCCCAAUGAUUCAUCUGGGAUGUGAGGAGCUCAAUCAAAGCUUAUGUGAUAAAGCCAAAAUGUUUGCUGACAUGCUUCUGACAACACUGAUCACCAAACAUCGGGAGCAAAAUCUAGAGAUCUGCUCUGAAUUUGAAAUGAUCAAAGAGAAAUCUCAGGAAGUUCCAGAAAACAUAGAUGCUAUGGCUGAGUUGGUAGACUACAUGAAUUUGAGCAAGACAAAGGGUCUUACAGGCCUAAAUGAAAAACUACAGGAAGCAAGCACCAGGCUUAUGUAUCUCUUGAAUGUCCACUUAAUUGAACCAGAGGAUUUGGAACUUAACUCGACUGUUUUUCUUUGGCCCAAAAAUAUACUUGAUGCUUUUGAGCACCACGAUAAGGUGUUGCAGAAUGCCAAGUACAAAGGAGAGAAAGAGCUGGUAGAGAAAAGGGAAAAACUAAUGAUUGACCUUGAAAGAUUGGGAAACUUGUCAGAGCAAAUAGUGGAAUGCUCUCGCCUGGAUAUGUUGCAACAGUAUAUUUCAAAGGUAAGAAUGAUACAGAAACUUCUCCGGGAUGCUGAGGAGGCAGUAGUCAUUGUUAAUAAGGAAGAAGUCUUCUACCAAUGGGACUUGACAUAUUACCCUGAAGUUGAAAGCAUCAAGGAACACAUUGAGCCAUUCCACAAGCUGUUUGUAUUCGUCCUUAAAUGGCAAAACACAGAAAGCAGAUGGAUGGAUGGCUCUUUCUUGGAACUAAAUGGGGAGACUAUGGAAAAUCAAGUGGAUGAGUUUUAUAGGGAGAUUUUUAAAUUACUGAAGUUUUUCCAGCAGAAGCAGUUAAAGGCUGCACAAGAGAAGGAAAAGAUUUCUGGAAUAAAAAAGCAUAAGAUCUCUGAGGAAGAGGUCAAAAGGCAGGAUGACCCAGCAGUAAUUCUGUGUUCUGCUGCUAUGGCACAGAUCAAAAUGUUUAAGGAGUAUGUUCCCAUCGUGUCUGUCUUGUGCAACCCAGGUAUCAGGCAACGUCACUGGGACAGCAUGUCUAAAAUAGUCGAUCAUGACCUAACCCCUAACUCUGGAACAACAUUACGCAAAGUUUUAAAGCAAAACUUAGCACCUUAUCUGACUGAGUUUGAGUCUAUCAGUGCUGCUGCUAGUAAGGAGUUUUCCCUGGAGAAAGCCAUGCAAACCAUGUUGCAAACUUGGGACGGUGUUGCCUUCAGCCAUCAACCUUACAGGGAGACUGGUGUUUCCAUUUUGACUGCUUUGGAUGAUAUUCAGACAAUGUUAGAUGAUCAAAUUGUAAAGACUCAAACAAUGAGGGGCUCACCUUUCAUCAAACCAUUUGAGAAAGAAAUUAAGCAAUGGGAGGAGCGCCUGGUUAACAUUCAGACAAUCAUAGAUGAGUGGCUGAAGGUGCAGGCUCAGUGGCUUUACCUGGAGCCCAUCUUUUCAUCUCAGGACAUCAUGCAGCAGAUACCAGAAGAAGGAAGGCUUUUUCAGGCUGUAGACAGAAACUGGAAAGAGGUCAUGAGGCAUUGUGUCAAAGACCCCAAGAUUCUGCCAGCAACCGCGCUUCCGGGUUUGUUAGAGAAGCUGCUAAAUUCUAACGAGCUCCUUGAUAACAUUAUGAGAGGCUUGAAUGCUUAUUUGGAGAAGAAACGGCUCUUUUUUCCACGGUUCUUCUUUCUGUCAAAUGAUGAAAUGCUUGAGAUUCUCUCUGAAACCAAAGAUCCACUCCUAGUUCAACCUCAUCUGAAAAAGUGUUUUGAGGGUAUUUCCAAACUGGACUUCUUACCCAAUCUGGAUAUUCAGGCCAUGUACAGCAGCGAAGGCGAACGUGUUGAUCUAAUCCAGCGUAUCUCUACAACUGAAGCCAAAGGAGCUGUAGAGAAGUGGCUGAUUCAGGUGGAGGAUGUGAUGCUUCGCAGUGUCAGAGACGUGAUAGCCCGCUCAAGAUUGGCCUAUCCUCAGACUCCACGGGACCAGUGGGUCACAGAGUGGCCUGGACAGGUAGUCAUUUGCACCUCUCAGAUUUUUUGGACUUUGGAGGUUCAUGAGGCCAUCAGAAAAGGGGAGAAAGGUAUAAAAGCCUAUUAUGAAAAACUGAAGAAUCAGCUGAAUGACAUCAUAAAGCUGGUAAGAGGAAAACUUUCCAAGCAAACCCGGAUUACUUUGGGAGCGCUCGUCACAAUUGACGUCCAUGCCCGGGACGUUGUCGUGGACCUUAUAGAGAAAGGCGUGUCACACGAAACUGAUUUUCAGUGGCUAGCUCAGCUUCGUUACUACUGGACCAGUGAAAACGUUCGCGUUCACAUUAUCAACUGUGAUGUUUGCUAUGCCUAUGAGUACCUGGGGAACUCACCACGUCUGGUCAUCACUCCUCUGACUGACAGAUGCUACAGAACUCUGAUUGGAGCUUUCUAUCUUAAUUUGGGUGGGGCACCUGAGGGUCCAGCCGGGACAGGAAAGACUGAAACCACUAAGGAUUUAGCCAAAGCUCUUGCUGUACAGUGUGUGGUCUUUAACUGUUCAGAUGGACUGGAUUAUAUCGCAAUGGGAAAAUUUUUUAAAGGUCUAGCCUCGUCUGGAGCUUGGGCAUGCUUUGAUGAAUUCAACCGUAUUGAGCUGGAGGUGCUGUCUGUAGUGGCUCAGCAGGUUCUGUGCAUCCAGAGGGCCAUAGAACAGAAGCUGGAGUACUUUGAUUUUGAAGGAACCACGCUCAAGCUCAAUCCCAACUGCUUUGUUUCCAUAACAAUGAACCCCGGUUACGCGGGACGCUCAGAGCUUCCGGACAACCUCAAGGUGUUGUUUCGAACUGUGGCCAUGAUGGUCCCAAACUACGCUCUGAUCGCAGAGAUCUCUCUGUAUUCAUACGGCUUCCUCAAUGCCAAACCGCUGUCAGUAAAGAUUGUGAUGACCUACAGGCUUUGUUCAGAGCAGCUCUCCUCCCAGUUUCACUACGAUUACGGCAUGAGGGCCGUCAAAGCAGUGCUCGUGGCUGCAGGAAACCUCAAACUUAAGUAUCCCAAUGAGAACGAAGACAUUCUGCUCCUGAGAUCCAUAAAGGAUGUUAAUGAGCCCAAGUUUCUGUCCCAUGAUAUUCCUUUGUUCAACGGGAUCACCAGCGAUCUUUUCCCGGGCAUCUCUCUUCCUGAGGCCGACUAUAAGCUGUUCUUAGAGUCUGCUACAGAGUGCUGUGAAAAGCAUAAUGUGCAGCCAGCUGAAGUCUUCUUGCAAAAGAUGAUACAGACAUAUGAGAUGAUGAUAGUUAGACAUGGGUUUAUGCUGGUGGGAGAGCCCUUCGCUGGGAAAACAAAGGUGUUGCAUGUUUUAGCUGACACUCUGACUAUGAUGAAUGAGAAAGGACAUGAAGGAGAAGAGAAGGUCGUCUUCAGGACAUUAAAUCCCAAGUCCAUUACUAUGGGACAGCUCUUUGGACAGUUUGACCUGGUUUCCCAUGAGUGGACAGACGGUAUUGUGGCCAACACUUUUCGUGACUUUGCCUUGGGAGACACACCAGAGCGCAAGUGGGUGGUAUUUGACGGUCCCAUAGAUACACUGUGGAUUGAAAGUAUGAACACUGUGCUGGAUGACAACAAAAAGUUGUGCUUGAUGAGUGGUGAGAUAAUUCAGAUGUCCAAUCAGAUGAGUCUUAUUUUUGAAGCGAUGGAUCUGUCACAAGCUUCACCUGCCACAGUCAGCCGAUGUGGUAUGGUCUACAUGGAACCCUCUCAGCUAGGCUGGAAGCCUUUGGUGAUCUCCUGGAUGAACACUCUUCCUGAUCCUCUGAAGUCUAAGGAGAAUCAUGCACUGCUGAUGGAUCUCUUCCUCUGGCUCUUUCCACCUUCCAUCAUUAAGUUACGCAAGCGGUGCAAGGAGGUUGUUUCCACUAGCAACAGUAACACUGCGGUGGCCCUGUGUCGGCUGUUUGAGAUGUUGCUUAUUGAACCAGUAACGGCACAUCCAGAGGACAGAAGCAUUCGCAUCUGGAUAAUGGCAGCUUUUGCAUUCUCCCUGGUGUGGUCUGUGGGGGGUGCUUGUGAUGCAGACAGCAGAGAGAAGUUCAGUCAUUUCUUAAGGGCCACACUUUCUGGAGAAACACAGGAAUGUCCAAUCCCUGAAACAGUUGGGAAAUGGGAGUGUCACAUGGAGGAAAAAGGCCUGGUGUAUGACUACUUUUAUGAGUUUAAAGGAAGAGGAAAAUGGUUUCACUGGAACGAAACAAUUAAGAGCAUCCAAUUGGGAGAUAAAAACACAAAGGCGCAGGACAUCAUUGUUCCCACCAUAGACACCGUUCGCUACACUUAUCUAAUGGACCUCUGCAUCAACCAUGGAGUUCCUCCCCUGUUUGUUGGCCCUACUGGCACUGGGAAGUCUGUUUAUGUGAAGGAGAAGCUGAUGAACAAUCUGGACAAAGACAGUUUUCUGCCCUUUUUCAUCAACUUUUCAGCCCGGACAAGUGCCAAUCAAACCCAGAAUAUAAUCAUGUCCAGGUUGGAUAAGAGAAGGAAAGGAAUGUUUGGCCCUCCACUGGGAAAAAAGUGUGUCAUCUUUGUAGAUGACAUGAACAUGCCUGCCCUGGAGCAGUUUGGUGCUCAACCUCCUGUGGAGCUUCUACGACAGUACAUGGACCAUAGAAACUGGUAUGACUUAAAGGAUACAACAAAGAUCACCUUAAUUGACAUCCAGUUCCUGUGUGCAAUGGGUCCCCCUGGUGGUGGAAGAAAUGCAGUAACGCCUCGCUUUCUUCGGCAUUUCAACAUUGUUAGCAUAAAUCCCUUCAGUGACGACACCAUGGUUCGCAUUUUCUCCAACAUUGUAGCUUUCUACCUCAAAAACAAUGCAUUCGCCCCUGAAUGUUUUACCAUUGGCAACCAAAUAGUGGCAGCUACAAUGGAAGUGUAUAAACAAGCCAUGAAAAACCUUCUUCCAACACCAGCCAAGUCUCACUACACUUUCAACCUACGAGAUUUCUCCCGUGUCAUACAAGGCUGCCUGUUGCUGAAGAAGGAGUCUCUGGAAAGCAGACAUACCAUGACACGCCUGUUCGUCCAUGAAGUCUUUCGUGUCUACUACGAUCGUCUAGUGGACGACAAAGACAGAGCAUGGCUUUACAAACUGAUGAACAGAAUCGUCAAAGAUCACUUCAAAGAUUCCUUUGAACAGGUCUUUGAUCACCUGAAACAAGGCAGCAAACUGGUAGAGGAAGACAUGAGGAAUCUUCUUUUUGGUGAUUACAUGUACCCUGAGCUGGAGGAUGACGAGCGCUUAUAUGCUGAGGUGCCCUCAACAGAAGAGUUUGCUAUGGUGGCGGAAGCGUGUCUCGACGAAUACAACCAGAUGCACAAGACUCGGAUGAACCUUGUCAUCUUCCGCUAUGUACUGGAGCACUUGUCCCGCGUAAGCCGCGUGCUAAAGCAGCCUGGAGGAAAUGCUCUGCUUGCUGGAGUCGGAGGCAGCGGCCGCCAGUCUAUUACCCGCCUGGCCACAUCAAUGGCACACAUGACCUUGUUCCAGCCUGAGAUCUCUAAGAGUUACGGCAUGACAGAGUGGAGAGACGACCUCAAGGUGCUGCUGAAAAAUGCUGGGGUUAAAGGACAGAAGACGGUGUUCUUGUUAACUGAUGCCCAGAUCAAGGAUGAGGGUUUUCUGGAAGAUGUGGACAGUGUCCUGAACACAGGAGAAGUGCCCAAUCUGUUUGCUGUAGAUGAGAAGCAAGAAAUUAUGGAGGCGAUACGUCCGGUUGCCCAGGCUGGCAACAAAAAUCUGGAGCUGAGCCCCUUGACUCUAUUUGCCUUUUUCAUUUCAUGCUGCAGAGAGAACCUGCAUGUGGUUGUUGCCUUUAGUCCUAUUGGAAUCGCCUUUCGAAAUCGUCUGCGGCAAUUUCCAUCUCUAAUAAACUGCUGCACCAUUGACUGGUAUCAGCCAUGGCCAGAAGAAGCUCUUGAGCGAGUAGCCAAUUGCUUCCUGGGUUCUCUGGAGAUGACGGACAAUGAGAGGAUCGAGGUCGUCCCCAUCUGCAAAACGUUUCACACCUCUGCCAAACAACUCUCACAGCAAUUCCUAAAUGAACUAGGGCGCACUAAUUAUGUGACUCCCACGUCCUACCUGGAGCUGAUCGCAACUUUCUAUCAACUCCUGACUCAGAGGAAAGACACUGUCAUGAAGGCAAAACAGAGGUAUACAAAUGGCCUGGAUAAACUGGCCUUUGCUGAAUCUCAGGUUGCUGAAAUGAAAAAGGAGUUGGUAGAGCUUCAACCCAAGCUUGAAGUGGCAAAGAUAGAGAACAACAAAAUGAUGAAGGUGAUAGAAGAAGAAUCGGUUGAAGUAGAAGCCAUAAGUAAAGUUGUGCGAGUUGACGAAGAGGCAGCAACUAUAAAAGCUAGCGAGGCUCAGGCUCUGAAAAAUGAGUGCGAAAGUGAACUGGCUGAAGCCGUCCCUGCUCUGGAAGCUGCUGUCGCUGCCCUGGACACAUUAAAGCCCGCUGAUGUCACUAUUGUGAAGUCAAUGAAAAAUCCCCCAUCGGGAGUGAAACUGGUGAUGUCAGCUGUAUGCGUGAUGAAGGACAUAAAACCAGAUAAGAUAGCUGAUCCAGCUGGGACUGGAAAAAAGGUUCUUGAUUUCUGGGGUCCAAGCAAGAAACUACUGGGUGACAUGAACUUUUUACGAGAUCUCAAAGAGUAUGAUAAGGAUAACAUUCCAGUUGCUGUGAUGCAAAAAAUUCGAAGCGAGUACAUGACGAAUCCUGACUUUGACCCCAGCAAAGUGGCUAAAGCCUCGUCUGCUGCAGAAGGCCUCUGCAAGUGGAUCAAAGCAAUAGAGGUUUAUGACAGAGUGGCAAAGGUUGUUGCUCCAAAGAAGCAGAGUCUUGCAGAAGCUCAGGAGUCCCUGGCGGUCACCGUCGCUCUUCUAGACCAAAAGAGAUCUGAGUUGAAGGAGGUCGAGGACCGCCUAGCAUCACUUCAAAAGACCUUCAAAGAAAAAACACAGGAGAAAGCGCUGCUCGAAUACCAAGUGGAUUUGUGUGCCAAGAAGCUGGAACGGGCUGAAAAACUCAUUGGAGGUCUUGGUGGAGAGAAGACCAGAUGGUCAAAAGCUGCAGAUGACCUGCAGAACACGUAUGACAACCUCACUGGAGAUGUUCUUAUUUCCGCUGGUGUCAUUGCCUACCUGGGAGCUUUUACUUCUGGAUUUAGACAUAACUGCACCAAGACAUGGACCUCUCUUUGUCAAUCUAAGAAUAUUCCAUCAUCAGAUGACUUUUCUCUCAGUAAAACUCUGGGAGAUCCCAUAAAAAUCAGAGCUUGGAACAUUGCGGGCCUUCCCAGUGACUCUUUCUCUAUUGAUAAUGGUGUCAUUGUCAGCAAUUCACGCAGAUGGCCUUUAAUGAUUGACCCGCAGGGUCAAGCCAAUAGAUGGGUGAAGAAUUCAGAGAAGGAAAAUAACUUGAGUGUAAUCAAGUUAACAGAUGGGGACUACAUAAGAACCUUAGAAAACUGCAUCCAGUUUGGGACACCCUUACUGCUGGAAAAUGUGGGAGAAGAGCUAGACCCUUCUCUGGAACCACUACUGCUUAAACAAACCUUCAAACAAGGUGGCGUAAAUUGCAUCAGGCUUGGUGAGUCUGUGAUCGAGUAUUCAGAGGAUUUCCGUUUGUACAUCACCACAAAGCUGAGGAACCCACACUACCUGCCAGAACUGUCUACCAAAGUGUCUCUACUCAACUUCAUGAUCACACCAGAGGGAUUGGAGGACCAGUUGCUGGGGAUUGUAGUUGCUAAGGAGAGGCCAGAGCUGGAAGAGGAGAGAAACGCACUGAUUCUGCAGUCAGCUGACAAUAAGAGACAUUUAAAGGAAAUUGAAGACAAAAUCCUGGAAACGCUACAGUCUUCAGAGGGGAAUAUCCUGGAGGAUGAGAGUGCUAUUCAGAUUCUCGACUCUGCAAAGAUCAUGUCCAAUGAGAUUACAAAGAAACAACUGAUUGCAGAGAAAACUGAAAUCAAGAUCGCAGAGUCUAGAGAAGGUUAUAGACCUAUUGCCAAGCACUCAUCUAUCCUGUUCUUCAGUAUCGCUGAUUUGACCAACAUAGACCCUAUGUAUCAAUAUUCUCUAAACUGGUUUGUGAAUCUCUACAUCAACUCCAUACAAGACAGUAACAAAUCCAAGAUUCUGGAGAGAAGACUUCAGUAUUUAAUUGAUCACUUCACCUUCAACCUGUACUGCAACAUCUGCCGAUCUCUCUUUGAGAAGGACAAACUCCUCUUCUCCUUUCUCCUCUGCUGCAAUUUGCUCCUAGCAAAGGGGGAACUUGAGCAUUCAGAAUUCAUGUUCUUGUUGACCGGAGGAGUAGGUCUGCAGAACACUGUUCCUAACCCAGAUUCCAGCUGGCUACAGGAAAAAAACUGGGAUGAAAUCUGCAGAGCUAACGAACUGCAUGGGUUACAAGGCAUAAAAGAGGCUUUCAUCAAUAAUCCAGGUGACUUUAAGCCUAUUCAUGAGAGCAAGGAGCCCUUCAGUGUUUCUCUGCCUGCACCUUGGUGUGACCAACUCAGUACCCUGCAGAAAAUGAUCGUUAUUCGAUGUCUCAGACCUGACAAGAUGGAGCCAGGUAUGGUUAAAUAUGUUUCUUCCAAUCUGGGGAAGAAGUUUGUCCAGCCUCCUCCCUUUGACUUGGGUAAGAGCUAUAUGGACUCCAACGCCACCAUCCCACUUGUGUUUGUGCUUUCUCCAGGAGCCGACCCAAUGGCUAGCUUGUUAAAGUUUGCCAAUGACAAGAAAAUGAGCGGCAACAAGUUCCAGUCUAUCUCUCUGGGUCAAGGCCAGGGUCCCAUUGCUUCUAAAAUGAUAUCAACAGCCAUGGAGGAAGGAUCAUGGGUGUGUUUGCAGAACUGUCACUUGGCCGUUUCUUGGAUGACAAGCUUAGAAAAAAUCUGCGAGAACUUCAGCCCUGCGGCAUGCCACCAAGACUUCCGCCUCUGGCUCACAAGCUACCCAUCACCUAAGUUUCCAGUGACUAUCCUUCAGAAUGGGGUGAAAAUGACCAAUGAGCCGCCUACUGGUCUCCGUCUCAACCUCCUGCAGUCUUACUUGUCUGACCCUGUUUCUGACCCAAACUUCUUCAAUAACUGCCCUGACAAGGAGUUGAUUUGGGAAAAGCUUCUGUUUGGCUUGUGCUUCUUCCAUGCACUUGUUCAAGAGAGGAAAAAGUUUGGCCCACUGGGUUGGAAUAUUCCCUAUGGCUUCAAUGAGUCUGACCUCCGGAUAAGCAUCAGACAACUCCAGCUAUUUAUAAAUGAGUAUGAGGAGGUGCCCUUGGAGGCCGUAACAUAUCUGACUGGAGAGUGUAACUACGGUGGCCGUGUGACAGAUGACUGGGACCGGCGGCUCUUGCUGACAAUCUUGGCUGAUUUCUACAACAAAGACAUUAUUGAGACAUUUCGCUACCCUUUCUCACCCAGUGGUGAAUACUUUGCUCCACCCAAAUCAAGCUAUGAUGAUUAUGUUCUCUUUAUUAAGAAUCUUCCAUUCAGCCAAAAUCCAGAGGUGUUUGGGAUGCAUGAAAACGUAGACAUUUCCAAAGAUUUGCAGCAGACAAAGCUGUUGUUUGAUUCACUGCUACUCACUCAGGGUGGAGGGGAGAAGGGAGGGAGCAGCUCUGGGGGGGAUCACACCAUGUUUGAUAUAGCCAAUGACAUCCUCACCCAGCUUCCGAAGAAUUUUGACACAGAAGUAGCUCUCCUAAAGUUCCCUGUCCGCUAUGAAGAGAGUAUGAACACAGUCCUUGUCCAAGAGAUGGAGCGCUAUAACACGUUGUGCAGUACCAUCCGUGUCAGUCUACAGAACCUGUUGAAAGCUAUUAAGGGCUUAGUGGUGAUGGAUGCAGAUCUGGAGGCUGUUGCAGGCAGUUUGAUUGUCGGCAAGGUCCCAGAGAAAUGGGCAAACCGCUCUUACCCAAGCCUGAAGCCCCUGGGCAGUUACAUCAAUGACUUUCUUUCUAGGCUUAAGUUUUUACAGACUUGGUAUGAAACCCAAAAGCCCAAUGUGUUCUGGAUAUCUGGCUUCUUCUUUACCCAGGCCUUCCUAACUGGGGCAAUGCAAAACUACGCCAGGAAAUACCAUAUCCCCAUUGAUCUUUUAGGGUUUGAUUUUGAGGUUCUCUCAAUCGAUACUUCAGAGACGGCACCCGCCGAUGGUGUCUACGUUCACGGAUUGUUUGUCGAUGGAGCUCGAUGGGACAGAGACAGUGGAGUCCUGGCUGAGCAGUACCCCAAAAUACUGUUUGACUCUAUGCCCAUCAUUUGGAUACAACCCACUGAAAAGGGCAGCACCACUGUACCUGACCUACUGUAUGUUUGCCCUCUUUAUAAGACCAGUGAGAGGAAGGGGACUCUCUCUACCACAGGACACUCCACCAAUUUUGUCAUUUCAAUGAUGUUGCCCACAAGCAAGCGCCCGCAGCACUGGAUUAAGCGUGGUGUGGCCAUGCUUUGCCAGCUUGAUGACUGAGGGCAGAUUACAUUUUGCUGGAGAUUUAACUACUGCAUAAUAGUUUUUGGUGUAUGAAAAUAAAUAUAACUCCUGCA
Poecilia reticulata (guppy) is the source of this 12097-nucleotide messenger RNA. It is a transcript of the gene dnah12, whose product is annotated as dynein, axonemal, heavy chain 12. Gene Ontology annotation, biological process: microtubule-based movement. Gene Ontology annotation, cellular component: dynein complex. Lineage: Eukaryota; Metazoa; Chordata; Actinopteri; Cyprinodontiformes; Poeciliidae. Gene Ontology annotation, molecular function: ATP binding; dynein intermediate chain binding; ATP hydrolysis activity. The record is from RefSeq and is a predicted model, not a curated record.